This is a messenger RNA of Ramularia collo-cygni, 813 nucleotides long. RefSeq lists its product as uncharacterized. The record is from RefSeq and is a predicted model, not a curated record. The transcript is spliced from 2 exons. Gene Ontology annotation, cellular component: elongator holoenzyme complex. Gene Ontology annotation, biological process: tRNA wobble uridine modification. Bases 1 to 813 code for a protein of 270 amino acids. NCBI's taxonomy places the organism in Eukaryota, Fungi, Ascomycota, Dothideomycetes, Mycosphaerellales, Mycosphaerellaceae.
AUGUCAGCAGCUCGCUCACAGCCUCCAGCGCUGGAACCAUAUCUGAACCUCCCUCCAGAAAUAUCCCUCACAUUAUUGACUGGAACACUCGGCUUCACAGCAACAUUUCUCGCUUCCCGCUACGUCGGCAGCGUCUUACAUUCUACAAAUGAAGAAGUAGCGGAUGAUGAUGCGGCUGUGCUCCUCGUGAGCUGGAUGCGGGAUGCUGCGUUUUGGAAAAAUGAGAUUCGUAGGGGAACAGGCUUGGACGUUUCCCGUCAAUCUCAACUCGGCAAAUUUGCUUUUGUAGACUGCUUCAGCAAUAAUGCAGGAUGCACACUUGUAGAAGCAGAGAAGAGUGUACUGGCUGCACUAUCUCGAUUAUCAAAGCCACCACAAUCUGAAGGUCGAUUCAAGAAAAUUACACUCCUACUGGAUUCCCCAGAUAUCCUAUUAGCCACUUCGACCACCACCGCAGCAGCCUUGAGCAAAUUCCUCCUAACUCUCAGAAGUCAGGAGCAUGUUCAGAAUACAAUCCUAUCUCUCUCGGCGGACUCCCCGUUUUUGUCCGCUGCUGUACCGGGCUCUACGGACUCGGCUCCAACUCCAAUUGAAGUCGAGACGGCUGCAUUCAUCACAUCGCAAGCGCAUGCAGCUCAAUUGGUGUUGAGUGUACGUGGGCUUGAUACCGGCGCCGCGACAGAUGUUAGCGGGGUGUUGCGAGCUACGAGAGGUGGUGAUUGUGGUGACGAAGUCGAGAUUCAAGAAGGCGAGCUUUUGUAUCUCAUGCAGCGGGAUGGGAAUGUCAAGGUGUUUGAGCGGGGAAGUGGAUGA